Molecule: messenger RNA, 3991 nt
Organism: Passer domesticus (house sparrow)
Lineage: Eukaryota; Metazoa; Chordata; Aves; Passeriformes; Passeridae
Gene: NPFF
Product: neuropeptide FF-amide peptide precursor
Exons: 2
Coding region: 3573-3962 (129 amino acids)
Source: RefSeq, a predicted model, not a curated record
GUGACACUCCGUGCUGGCCCCGUGCCCCGGGCAGGGGGCUGUGACACUCCGUGCUGGCCCCGUGCUGCUCCCAGGCUUGUCCCCACACCCCACAUCGUUGCACCUUCACCAGGAGCCUCCCGGAGCUCUGAGCUGACGGGCAUGCAGGGCUCCUCCCUGCCCCAGCCGAGCCGUGGAUUUUGGGAAGCAGGACUGCUCUGGGUUGAGCCCCAGCAGCUGGGACAAGGGGACAGGGACGGGCUGGCAGGGCUGCUCCCGCGUUCCCAGGAAACGGGGCUCGGGUGCCACCGGGACUGGGACGCGGGGAGGGCCCAGCUGGCAGUGACAGAGCAGCCCCAGCCCCCACCCGCAUCAGCUCCCGCUCACGGACCUCGGUGACCUCGGCAAUGGUGGCCUUAAAUCAUGGAUUGUCGGGAGGGAACGGGAGCGGGGCGAGGUGGUGACGGAGCCGCCGGAGCGGCUUCCAGCCGGAGCAGACAAAGGAUCCCCGAGCCUGGGCAGGGUCAGAUCCCACCCUGCGCGCUGAGGAACGGGAGGGGUCCCCUGUCCUGCUGGGUGCACACCGGGCUCUGUCCCCUGUGUCCCUGCCUGGCUCCAGAGCUUCCCCAGGCACUGCAGCCAGAGCUGGGAAUGGGAAUGGGAACGGGAAUGGGGAGUGGGGAAUGGGAAUGGGAGUGGGAAUGGGGAAUGGGAAUGGGAAUGGGGAAUGGGAACGGGAAUGGGGAGUGGGGAAUGGGAAUGGGGGAAUGGGAAUGGGAGUGGGAAUGGGAAUGGGAAUGGGAACGGGAAUGGGAACGGGAAUGGGAAUGGGAAUGGGAAGGGCUGCUGUGUGUUUUUGGGAUGGGGAAGGAAUCUUGUCCCGGUCUGUGGAACUGCUGCAGCCCCUGGAAUUCCUGCCCCUCCCAGGUCCAUCCUCAGCCAAGCCCCCCUCAGGUCGCACUCGCCACUUUGGAGCCAGGUUGGUUUGUCCAGGUGAUUUUGGUUGGUUCCUCCACACUUGGAAGGUUCCCAGGGACACCAAAACCCAAAGCCAAGGCUGAGCAGAGACUGGGAUCUCAGCACUGAUGGGAAAGUCCUGAGCUUUGGGCUUUUCCCAGGGACGGAAUCCAGCUUCUCCCCCUCCCUGUUGUGCAGCUUUUCCUCAGCUGGGAUCGGGAUCAGGAUUGGGAUCAGGGUCGGGGUCAGGGUGGGUUUGUGCUGCUGCUCCACACUCCCCUUUGUCCUCGUGCUCCUCCCAGCUCCUCUCCGUGCUCCAGCCUCGGGAAUCCCUUGUUGGGGUCUCCUACAUCCCCCAGACCCCCUUUUCCCCUUGGGGCUGUUCCAGAGCCCAACCCGGGGCUCCCAGCUGCUCCCAGCCCUCCCUGUCCCCUCGGGAUGUUUCUGUGCAGGGCCAGGAGGGCCCAGGUGGGGCGCAGGGAGGGCUCAGAGCUGUUUUGGGGGAUCCCCUGUUUUGGGGGGUGUGCAGGACCCAGCAGCUCCUCCCGAGGUGUCCGUGGGGGAGGAGGAGCUGAGCUCUGGGUCCCCGUUUGCCGUGGGGGCCUCGCUGGCAGAACCAGGGUGAGCAAAGGCUGGAAAUUCCAGGUGGUGUUUGGCUGGAAGGCAGCAGCUUGCCAGCCCCUCGUUUUGCCCUCGGGGCACUGAGAGAGGCUGGGUUUUCUGACGGGGUUGUCCUGCCUCGCUGCUCUUCCCGGGAAUCCUCGUGGCCCCCUCGGGAUGGGGGUGCAGGAGCAGCUUCCUCCCCAUCCCCGCAUCCCCCAUCGCCAGUGCCUUGAAAAUUGUGCAAAUCCCGGCACAGGAAAGCUCCAGAGGCGGUCAGGGACGAGCAGGCACCGAGCUGACUCCGGGCUCUGCUAUCGCUUCACUCCCAGGGCUGGAGCUCCCCGUGCCCAUUCCACGCGUGUUCCACCCCAAAAGCAGCCACUCCUCGCUUUGUGACCAGUUCGGGGCAAAGCCCUCCCCUGAUUGUGCUCCGUGCUGAUUCCUCUCGCUUUGCCGGGGGUGGCAGCCCCCAGCCCCGCUCGGCAGCGCCGGGCACCUGCACUUUGCUCUGCCAGCCCCGGCUCCGGGAACCCCGGGCAUCCCGGGGCCGAGCCUUCCUCCUGUCCCCGCUCCUGUCCCCUCCUGCCCCCCGGGGGACACCGGGGGCUCCUCGCGGCGCCGCUGGGGCCGGGCUGGGGGAGCCCGGGCUGCGGGGAUUUGGGGUUGGUGGAUUUUAUGGGAAUCAUUGAAUAGGAACGAAUGGCUGCAGAGCAGGCCCCGGAACCCCCCGGGGGGAGCUGCUCCCUCCUCCUCUUCCUCCCUUUUCAGCCUCCAAAUCCCGCGGAUCGGGCGGGGUGGGGAGAGUCGGUGCCCAUUUCCCCCCCCACUGGAGUUUUGUCCGGGAUUCUUGGCUCAGGUGGGAGUUGUGUCAUUUCGGGGCUCCUGGACCCGUUCCUGCUCUGUUCACCCCGGUCCCGCCCCAAAACGAGCCCGGGAGGUGCCGAAGGGACGCGGGAGGAGGGUCCCGGGCGCGCCCCCCGCCCCCCAGCCGCUUUGUGCCACGAGCUUUGACGAUCAAUAAUGGAAGAAGCCAAAAAGGACCCCCGAGUACCUGUGUAGUAUCUAUCAGUCCAUAUCGACGCCUAUACGCACCCAUGUAUCGUAGAUCGGCCGCGCGGGUCUGACCCCCCCCGCAGCCCCCCAGGGACCCCCGCCCGCCCGGGCUCCUGUGAGCGGGUCCUCACAGCCCCCGCGGGGCCCGGGGCCGGGGGGGACCCGGGGGACCCGUCCCAGCCCCCCCAGCCCUCGGCCGUGUCAUACCAAACAUGUAACGUGCCUUUUAUUUAUGCUGCAAAUAUAACAUUAAAAUAUUACCCAGGAGCCGCCGGCUGCUGCCCUUUGUGGGGGUGCGGGCCGGGGACGCCCCCGGUGUCACUGUGUGCCACCGACACCCCCGGCUGUCCCCGGCGCUUCCCAAGGGUGGCACCGGGACUGUCACCCGUCAGCGGGGCAGCUGCUUGUGGGGACACCGCAGCGUCCCAGCCCUCGCUGCGUGUUUUGGGGCCGUUUCGGCUGCUUUGGGGUCGGGGGAGCCGCGGCCGCGCCGUCGGGGCUGCAGGAGCGCGCAGCGGCCACCGGGGGGCGGCAGCGACACCGGGGAGGGGGCGCGGGGGGACCGGGGGGGUCCCGGUGUGGGGGGGAUGGGCUGGGGGCGAUGGGCUGGUCGGGGGACAGGGGAGGGGGGUGACGGGCUGGUUGGGGUCCCCGUCUGGGGCUCCUGAGCUGGUUGGGGGACAGGGGAGGGGUCCCCGUCUCAGGGGGCCGUGGCCUCGUGAAGUCCCGGGGCAGGACGGGGGUCCCGGGGGUCUCGCUCCGCGGUGCCGGUUCGGGGCCCGGGCGGUGCGGGGCUUCCCCGUCCGCCCAUCCGUCCGCCCAUCCGUCCGUCCGUCCGUCUGUCCCCGGGGGCGGCUGUCGCGGCUGCUAAAUGUGUUUCAUUAACGGCGGCGGGGCCGGGGCCGCUCCCGCCGCUCCCCCGGGACCCCCGGCCCGGCCCGGCUAUAAGAGGCGGCGGCGGCGGGGCGGGGGCGCUGGCGAUGGCGGGGCGCCCGGUGCUGCUGCUGCUGCUGCUGCUGGCGGGGACCCCGCGCUCCGCCCGCGCCUGUCCCGGGACCCCCGGCCCGGGGGCUCCGCGUGGUGGGGGGAUGCUCGGGGUUGGGGGGUCUCUCUCCGGUUCCAGGACCGCUGUGAGCCCCGGUUCUCCCCCGCCUCAGGCCGCCGCCCCCCCGGGGCCGCCCCCCGGGGCCGCCGCGCUGGCAGCGCUGCUCCGCUCCCUGCAGCGCCCCGGGGUCCCCCCGCCGCCGCGCAGGUCGGGCUGGGGGCCGCAGGGGGGGCCCCGGGCCCGGCUCAGCCCCCGCAGCUGGGACCCCCCUGCGGCCCCGUUCUGGACCAUGGCGACCCCGCAGCGCUUCGGCCGCCGCCGCUGAGCCCGGCCGAGCCCGGCCGAGCCCCGGGG